CUGUGAGCCGGCCGGGCAGCGCCCAGGCCCGUGCCCGCCAUGCCGGGCAAAGCCCAGCACUUCCAAGGUCCCCAGGUCAGCUGCUGCGCCAAGUACCUGCUCUUCGCCUCCAACGUGCUCUUCUGGUUGCUCGGAGCUGCCUUCCUGGCCAUCGGUCUGUGGGCAUGGGCAGAAAAGGGCGUGCUUUCCAAUCUGUCGUCCAUCACCGACCUGGGUGGCUUUGACCCCGUCUGGCUCUUCCUCGUGGUCGGAGGCGUGAUGUUCGUGCUGGGCUUCGCCGGCUGCAUCGGGGCCUUGAGGGAGAAUACUUUUCUCCUCAAGUUUUUCUCCGUGUUCCUGGGGCUUAUAUUUUUCCUGGAGCUGACAGCCGGUGUCCUGGCCUUCAUCUUCAAGGAUUGGAUCAAAGACCAGCUAAACUUCUUUAUCAACAACAACGUCAAGGCCUACCGUGAUGACAUUGACCUGCAGAACCUCAUUGACUUUGCUCAGGAAUAUUGGUCUUGCUGUGGUGCUCACGGGCCAAAUGACUGGAAUUUCAAUAUUUACUUCAACUGCACUGACUCCAAUCCCAGCCGGGAGCGCUGUGGAGUACCCUUUUCCUGCUGUGUCAAAGAUCCUGCGGAGGAUGUUCUCAACACUCAGUGUGGCUAUGAUGUCCGCCUUAAACUGGAGCUGGAGCAGCAGACCUUUAUCCAUACCAAGGGAUGCGCUGUCCAGUUUGAGAAAUGGCUCCAGGACAACCUCAUUGUGGUGGCUGGGACCUUUGUGGGCAUCGCCCUGCUCCAGAUCUUUGGUAUCUGCUUAGCUCAGAACCUAGUGAGUGACAUCAAUGCUGUGAAGGCCAACUGGUGACACGGGAACGGGGCCUGUGCUGCCUCCCACAGACUCACAGCACC
Molecule: messenger RNA, 896 nt
Organism: Euleptes europaea (tarantolino)
Lineage: Eukaryota; Metazoa; Chordata; Lepidosauria; Squamata; Sphaerodactylidae
Gene: TSPAN17
Product: tetraspanin 17
Exons: 8
Coding region: 40-852 (270 amino acids)
Biological process (GO): protein localization to plasma membrane; regulation of vascular endothelial growth factor signaling pathway; protein maturation
Cellular component (GO): membrane
Source: RefSeq, a predicted model, not a curated record